AUGUCAACACUCGACCACGACCUUGCUGCUGUACGCAAUGCCAUCUCCAAGAAGCAGCCCUUCGUCACUGGUACCCAUCCUCUUACCGACAACGCUGGUCUCUUCUUCUUCCGUACAGGACGCGGUACAGGAGCACAUUGCAUAGACUUCGCGAACGCCGACGACGCGAGCCUUCAAGUAUUGCUAGAAGCGUGUCAGCCGGCCCCUUUCGGCGUCGACAACAAAGACGUGUUAGAUGAAACCUAUCGAAAAGCUUGGAAGAUGGAUAACGCCAAUUUCGCGACGCGUCUUGAUGUCGUCAAUACCGGAAUCUUGGAAAGUAUUCGCUCAAUGCUUAUGCAGGGAAACGAGAACAAGAAAAUUCGGUUGGAGAUGUACAAGUUGAACAUCUAUGGUCCUGGCUCUUUCUUCAAAGCACACAAGGAUACUCCGCGCGGCGAGAACAUGUUCGGCUCGCUCGUUGUCAUUUUCCCCACUCGCCACGAAGGUGGGGCCCUUCAACUCCGUCAUAAGGGCCAAGAAUGGACCUUUGACUCUGCCUCCCUCACUUCCACACAAACCGUCCCCUCAGUCGCUUACGUCGCAUUCUACGGUGACGUCGAACACGAAGUCUCCAUGGUCACUUCCGGCUACCGCGUCACCCUAACAUACAACCUCUAUUUCGACAAUGACAAUCGGAGUCCUUCACAUCAAGUUCAUUCCUGGAUGAAAGAAGACGAGCUCUUACUCCGCACCUCUCUCUCCGCCCUUCUAAACCACCGCAAUCUAUUACCAUCCGGUGGGUAUCUCGGCUUCGGCCUCGAAUCCAUAUAUCCCGUCGCAAGAGGGUCCAUCCGAGGUCUAAUCAACUCCCUCAAAGGGAACGACGCCCUCCUCAAACUCGUCCUCUCCCAACUCAACCUCAAUCCCCAAAUUAAAAUCAUCUACGAAGACAACCAAGACGAUUACCCCCCAGAUCACUCUUUCAGGGACAAACCCCUACCACCUCUCAAGCGGCCACACAUCAUGUUAGACGAUGAGGACCAAAUUCCCAAUUGGGAUACUGAGGACCCUUUCAGGGUUUUGUUGCCUAAAGAAGGACAUGGGAUCGUGAUUUUUUUUUUUUUUUGUUUUCUCGAGAUUUACGUGCAACAAGUAGUCUAG
Laccaria bicolor S238N-H82 is the source of this 1143-nucleotide messenger RNA. RefSeq lists its product as uncharacterized. The coding region runs from base 1 to 1143 and encodes 380 amino acids. The transcript has 3 exons. The record is from RefSeq and is a predicted model, not a curated record. NCBI's taxonomy places the organism in Eukaryota, Fungi, Basidiomycota, Agaricomycetes, Agaricales, Hydnangiaceae.